AUGGUUGCGAACAACAAUGGCCUUGAUUCGCUUCAUAUGCGCGCCGAUCCGGACGCCCAAGCUACUGUCACCGACUUCCUCGAUUUCACCGAAUACCUCCCCUCUGAUAUGAUGCGAUCCCUUACCCUUAUUGGGAAGCUUGACCAAGCCUAUGUCGAUGCUUCAACUAAUGUGAAUGAUCUUACCUCUACAUGGGGCAAGCUGCCAUCUCUGCCACCAGACCAACGACCCAUUCCUGCCCAACUACGCAAAGAGAUAUCUGAGAACAUGACCCGCGCCGUCAGUUCACGAUCCUUUUCUCAUGCCGAAGCCGUUCGCGUCCACGAAAAUGUGCUUAGGCACUUCCAUAGGGCCCAGACCAUCCACGCGAAGCUUCAAGCUAUGCGCAAUAAUUUCCCUACUGUCGAAGAACAAAAGAGCCCCUCCCAGGUUAAGUCACCGCAGAUGGUUCGCGCUCCCAAGAUCACCCUUCGCCUUGACAACAAUGGUCAGAAGAUCCAGAGACCCCCCCGAAUCACCGUCCCCGGUGAAGUUCUUGCACCCUAUGAUAUGGAUUUUAACACCUACACCUCAUUAGGUGAUGAGAGCUCCGACGACGAGAUGGCCGAGGAAGAAGAAGGAGAGGGCGAGGUUGAAGGUGAAGAAGAGGAAGAAGAGGAAGCACCUACGUCUCCUCCGAGACGAGUUACAACCCCAUCUGCCCGCAUCAAGGUGGUCAAACAUCUUAAACUCCCUAAGCAGAAGAUUCCUAAACAACCGCGACCUCCUCGAGCACCUACCAACAGGCUAGAUAACGCUGGACCAAUAGUUUCCACAAGCACUGCGCUAGCUCAAUUGAAACCACCACCCGAGGACGCGAUCCCCGGCAGCGACGACGCUCCUUGGCUUCAACUGACGCCAUACGAGCUCGCAAAACUGCGAAAGCGCAUGAAGAAGAACGCCGUAUGGAAUCCAAGUGAUACUAUGAUAGCUAGGGAGCUCAAGAAUCUGGGUCGCGGUGUUGAGGCAUAUAGGGCUGCACAGAAGCAAGCUGAAGAGGAAGGGAAGCCUUUCGAGCCAGCCCUGCCCGCCCCGGUAGUCGAUGCCGAGUCUGGAGCCCAGCAUCCCCCUGAAGGUGCGAUCAGCGCCGAAGCCCUGACGGCAGACGAGGUACAGUUAAGCAAUCGUGGCAUGAAGUUGAAUGAGGCCAAGAAACUGAAACGUGAAUCCAUGGCAAGAAUAGCUGCCGAGGAAGCAGAAGAAUCAGCUAGGAAAAUGAUGGAAGCUGCUCGCAUGUUUCUAAGCCACGAAGCUUCUCCUUCUGUCAACGGAAGUGCACAAGAUAGGCCACCCGAGGCAAGCCAGAAUCAGGGCAAGAUCACUAGCAACACCGCCGGAAACGGCAGCAAACCUAAGACGAGAAAGCGCAAGCGCAACUCAAUGUCAGAGACUCCUGUUGCAGAGAGGCCCGAGGGAUCUCAGAGCCAGGCGGGGAAUCAGCAGCCUAGUCAAUCCGAGAGGCCUCAGCUAAAACGGACCAAGACUGAAACUCCGGUCCCAUUGCCUCAACUCACUCCUCGACCGCCAUCGGUCCCACCUCCGCCCCCAGCACCCACUGCCCCUACGGAGACCCCAGUUCCUGUCCCACAGCUGGGUAAAAUUUCCCAGAUUGCUGCGUCCACCAAGACGCCAGUACCCAUUCCUGUUCCGGUUUCUUCUGAUACUUCCAUGGUGACUACAAGGUCCGCCGCAUCCUCCUCCGCAACCAGCCCGGCUCCGCCAUCCAGUGCUACCACAACGGUGCCUGUAAAGCCAGCGGCGGAGACACCUAUUCUUCUCCCUAUUAAAACCUCAACUACUCCUAUUCCCCCACCAGUUCGAGAAGUCCCCAAACGGGAGACAAGACAGAACUUGCAGCCGGCUGCGGCCCCAGCUAACUCUAAGCAGUCAAGCUCUAGGAGCAAUACCCCCACAGCUACCUCUACGUCCGAAUACCCAUUAGCGCCAGCUCGUCGUCCCAAUUCACGUGGGAAAGCUGCAAGCCAAGAGCCUCCGACUAUUGCGGCUGAACGACCUCGACGUACGAGCACUGCUCGGAACACUCCUGCUCCUGAAUUGCGACAGCCUAGCAAACGGACUAAGCGACCAGUACCAGGCGUCGUCACUACAAAUUCGGGCGGUACCAGUGCUAUAGGAAAGCGCAAAGCAGCACCUCGUAAGAAAUCGCGUGGCGGUAAUCCCAAAAGGGACAGAGGCGCAAGCCAACAGGCCGAGCAGGAUGUUGAGGUUGAGGUGGAUGAUGAUGGCAAUGCCAUUGAUCCCGAGGAGCCAAGAUACUGUCUGUGCAACAGAGUUAGCUUCGGCACUAUGAUACAGUGCGAUAAUGUAGAUAAACUAACCAACCCCCACAAACAGAACUGCAAGCAAGAAUGGUUCCAUCUGGAGUGUGUGGGACUGUCCGAUAUACCACCACGCACGACGAAAUGGUAUUGCCCCGAAUGUCGCGUCUUGCUGAAUAUUGGAGGACGAGGAGAAGUUAACUCACGCGGUAUCAAACUAUGA
Molecule: messenger RNA, 2541 nt
Organism: Hypoxylon fragiforme
Lineage: Eukaryota; Fungi; Ascomycota; Sordariomycetes; Xylariales; Hypoxylaceae
Exons: 2
Coding region: 1-2541 (846 amino acids)
Biological process (GO): regulation of DNA-templated transcription
Cellular component (GO): nucleus; Rpd3L-Expanded complex; Rpd3L complex
Source: RefSeq, a predicted model, not a curated record